Molecule: messenger RNA, 4377 nt
Organism: Pestalotiopsis fici W106-1
Lineage: Eukaryota; Fungi; Ascomycota; Sordariomycetes; Amphisphaeriales; Sporocadaceae
Exons: 9
Coding region: 1-4377 (1458 amino acids)
Biological process (GO): protein phosphorylation
Molecular function (GO): protein kinase activity; ATP binding
Source: RefSeq, a predicted model, not a curated record
AUGACAAUAGCCGACAAGGUAAGGGACUCAGAUCGACUGUUCCACAACAUCCUCAAGGAGCUCGAGGUUUCCAAGACAGAUCCAGCCUAUGGCAUCGAUCACAGUAUAGCAGUCGACACUUGGGACCGCUUCCAACUUUGGGUCGGCAACAUUGGGGCCGAUCGUCAGGAUGCCUCAAUGCUAUCUUUAGAAUCUCGUAUGACAAGUUCCAGCGAAGUCCUUCAAGAGAUUUCAAAUUUGCUUGGAAGCUUGAUUGAUACUUUGAGAGACUUACUCGACAUUCUAACCAGCCAGCGCAAGAACGCGGACAACAUGCCAGAGCAAUCGAGAGAGGACGGAAUUGAUGAUAGCGACAACGAUAGCGAAGUGGCAACGAGAGAUUACAGAGCGGACAAUCCGAGUGAAGCUCAAGCUUUUCUCGGAAUAGUCAGCGAGUGCAUCACAGGACUCUUUCGACUGUCCACCUUGGUCAUCAAGGCAACACCGCAGGAUCGAUUUUCUAAGGCUCAAGAGGGUAGAGACUCAUUCUCCAUCCAUCAUGCCGACAUCCAAGAUGUGACAGAUCUUUUCCCAAAACUUUUGCGGACAGAAUAUGCUUGGCUUCGGGAGAGACUCGGUCAAGCAAAUGCGAAAAGACGUAAUUUCGUAGAAUGCUGCCGCGAGCAUCAAGCCACAAUCACCGAGGAGUCACCCAAGAGGAGUGGCCCUCAAGGUCUCCGAUUUCUCGCAAUCUCAGUGGACAUAGAGCCUACUGUUGCCAAGCAAGAGCCGAUAUCAACAGAAGCUUCCGGUUCAAACAUUGAUCUGUUACAGGAGGACGAUGAUACAAGUGAGAGUGGUGAUACCAGAACGCUCAUCUCGGCGGCGUCUUCGACAGAUCUAGAGGUGGAGCAAUUUCCCCAGAUACUACGACUUUCAGAGGUCAAUAAUGGAAAUGACACCUUUGAAUGCCCUCUGUGUUGCGUUACUGGCAGAUUUGCGGACGAAAGUUCAUGGCAAAGACAUUUGUAUCAAGACCUCCGAAUUUACGUAUGCACAGCCGACGAGCCUGAGUGCAGCAACAGGCUUUUUAGCGACCGAAAAACUUGGUUCGACCAUGAAUUGCAGCAUCACAGGUGUCAAUGGACUUGCAUCAUUUGCCAGGAAGGACCAUUCCACGCGGCUUCAAUCUUACGAGAUCAUGCAACCACUCAUCACGCAGAGUUGGAGCCAGAGCUUGUCGAAGGACUCAUCGCCGCGAGCCAGCGGCCCCUUCAAGUCAUUGCUGCCUCGGAAUGUCCGUUCUGCGACGAAUGGGAGGAAUUACUCCAGUCUGACGCCAGAAACAAAUCGACCAACACCAGUGGAAGUGUCGUGGUCGAGCUCAAAGAAUUCCAAAACCACAUCGCCAGUCAUUUGCAAAACGUAGCGUUGUUAUCACUUGCAAAAACUUCCGAUGAUUAUGCAACGAAGGAUGUUUCCGGCAGAGAUGAGGCGUCAAGCCAGCUAUUACACACUGCUACCAUAAGAGAGCAAGCCGUGACUGUGACCGCAGAAUCCAGCCAGGCGCGCUCGGCCAAACCAGAGGGUUCUGUAGAUGCAGCGAUGCAAGAGGCCACAACUAUUAUACCAGAUUCACUCCAACGGCAGAAGCAGCCGGCGCCAAGCAUUGCAUCUCUUAAGCAGCGAUCCGUGUCCGACUUUGUCGAUUUGUUCCUCUUCCACAAACAGGUGAAACAGUGUACUCGAAUCUCGGUGUUUCGAAAACAUCGCAGCUUUCUACUUAUGGAUCGCCUCCGUAGUUGGAUGCAAGAGCCGGUCGAAUCACAUGGUCACAUACAGAUCUCGAGAGCUAGUUCUCUUCUUGAAAAGCUCUACCCCGAACGCGAACCUUUUGAGGGCGCAUACCAAGAUUAUGGCAAGCAUCUUGUGUCUGGCAGCAAGCAAUCCUUGAUUGACAUCCUCGUCAUUCUCUUGCAAAUCAGUACAGACGCACUUCUUUUGAUCGACCGGUUUUACCAGCGUCAAGUAUUUGACUCAGACAUACCAAACAUAAUUCGUUACCCCAGUAACCUUGACGAUAUUGUUCAAGGAAGCAUCUACUACAAGUCCCACGACUUAAAAAAUGUCAUAGGCAAAUUCAUGACGCUCGCGCACAAGAUUACAGCUUCCCAAAACCUCAACCUAGGUCAUGGACAAGACGUGCCACUAGGCAUGAUUUUGCCUUUCACUGUCCAGCAAAGCAUCGGACAUGAGGGAAAGAGUGACGUCUUCAGAGUCGAGGUACCGGCUGAAUCGAUGCCAGGCUAUAUUAUCGAAUACAUCAGUUAUGGACCAUCAUUGGAUACCUUGCAUGCAAGAAAGAAAAGGUUUGACAAAGAGCCAUUGACUUAUGAGCUCGUUCUCAAAAGAAUGGAGCACGAAGAGGACUGGAAGCGAGAAGUUGAAUUUCACCGUGCUGCUGACGGAGCCAAAGGAAUUGUCAAGUGUUUUGGCUCCUGGAAGACUGCCAGGAGAAACGACCAUGAAUAUUACUUGCUACUCGAAUCAGGCUGGGAAAAUCUGGAAUAUUACUUUCUAACAUAUUCACCUCCAACGGCGACAACCGAGAUCCUUGACUUCUGGACCAACUUCCGCGAUAUAGCGAUGACGUUGAAGUGUAUGCACACGUUGGAGAUCUCAUCUGCAGGCACGAAGAAGACAUAUUUUGGCUGGCAUGGCGAUAUCAAGCUAUCAAACUUUCUGCUAUGCCCUUAUUCAGAGGGUGAUGAAAUGACCUAUGUCAUCAAGCUUACUGGCUUUGGGUUCGCCAAGCUCGAGGAGGCAAUAGCAGGAGAUCAGAUGGAAGCGACGACUCCACUUCAUGGUGGAACUGAGGAAUACGGGGGGCCAGAAAGGAUUGAUCCUACCACUGGCAAGAUUGACGACAAUAAACGCGUAACACGCAGAUUUGACGUAUGGUCCCUCGGAUGCGCUAUCUACGAGGCUGCUACAUGGAUAGCACUCGGCGCUGAAGGCAUCGAACAGUUCAGGCUUCUCCGAAAGAUAAAGGACAAUCACGCUCAAGAUUUGAACUACGAGGACAUCAGAGGUAACGAGGAGUUUCACCUGCGUGCUAAAGUCGCAAGCGUUGUCGAUAUUUGGCAUGGGUAUCUGCUCAGUGUCUUACGCAACCAGGACUGCAUCACCGGUCCAGUCCUGGAAAUAGCCAAGAGAUAUAUGCUCCAGGCCGACCCAGCCCACCGGGCGUCUGCCGAAGAAUUGGUCAACCUGCUCGAUAAUGCUCUCGCUCAAGCUCAUUCCGAUGCGCCCAAAUAUUCGAAACAACCUGGGUUACUACAGACGGCCUUGCGCUUGCAUCACCAGCGGUCUCAACAAAACAGUGAUGCCAGAGCCUCAAUGAGUGCAACACUCCAAUUCGCCAGAAAUGUAGACCGGACUAGCGAAGAGGCAGUUGACACGAGCCAGCUUCCAUCUUUCGAGUAUUGGGAUGCGGUCAGAUUCUUGAAUGGCAUAGGAUUGACGCAUUCCACACAUAUCAAGAUUCCAAGACCGACGGGAGCUCUACCAGACUCAGAGGCACAGAGAACUGGCCCCUCAAGAAAAGUUAUAAGACCAAUGACAUCACUUUCUGAUGACAGAGGCCAGGACAAUCCACAUAAUUUAACAUGGUCGCAAUACAUUGAAAGUGUUUCCAACGUGUCUCAAGGAAACCAUGAGACUUUCAGGUCGUCAGCCGAGCCCCACAAAGAACAAACGUUACAAGAGGCUACGUUCGGAGACAUGUUCAAUGAUAGAGAUAUCAUCUUCCUUUUUGACGACAGGCAGAGAAUGUAUGUACACUGGCCGCAAGUCCAGGCUGUCGCAACGGUCCUGAUGGUCAUCCUUCCUGGCCAAGGCCAGGACGGGUUCGAUACAUACUUUUCUUCCCACCGACGGCGACCCACCACGAAGCCUGGUGGCAGGGAGCUUGACUGGGACUUCCUCAACCAAGGAAAAGGCAAAACAUACAGCCACAAAGUCACUUUGAUCAUCUUCACUGAUGGUGUUUGGCGCGAUCAACAAAGACAACUCAUCGAGUUGGCUAUUGAGAAAUGGCUGCGGUACAACAAGAUGAAAGGGGCUAUCGAUAUGGAUCCACGACAAUACAGUAUCCAGUUCAUCCAUUUCGGCAACGAAUCGGGAUCUUUUAAAGCGCUCGAGUCCAUGGGAGAUGGCCUUUGUAAAGGCAUUGACGUGACCGAUGUUAUCGACGUCGAACGUGCGGAUGGCAAUAUUCACAAGAUGAUCAUGGGGAGCCUCUAUGAUACCUGGCACAGGUCCAGGACUCCUACCACCAUCAGCACCACCACCACGAUGACCGAUAUUGCGCCUCCAAUACCUCGCCAUUUAGACUAG